AGCGAAAUCCUUGUCCCGGAAUUUUCUCUCGCCCGCCGUGGCCCGUGGGCAUCGUCUCGUCUGCGGAUUCCUCCUUCCAUCCAGUCCAGCGCUUUCUCCUCGCUCCCACCCCCCCCCACCCUUCCCCUCCCCUCCAAUAGCCAAGCAAGAACCGGGACACAAGCAAAGCUUUGCCUUGCCAAGAGGACGGAAUACCACCAUCGCUUCCCCUCCGGCCCAACACCCCAACCCCAGCCAGGCAGCCUUCUCGGCGACCGCAAGCUCCUCCGCUCCCCUCAGGCUGUUGAGUGGCCAGAAAUCUCGAUAUGGAUGUGCCUGCGGCUCCAGCCAUGGCAUUUAAAGCCUACAAGUACAAAGAGGUUCUUGUUAGGGACUACUUGCUGGCAGACUCGUAUGCUCCAUACGCUGCUGUGCUCGGGGGGAUCCUGAUGUGCAAAUUGGCCUACGAUUUCACGCGCAUUAUCAGUUCAUUUAACUUCAAAGGUUAUGCUUCUCUUAACGAUAUGCAGAAGAUCGAAUGGAACAACAGGGGCAUGUCCACUGUCCAUGCAAUAUUCAUUACAGUUAUGUCAGUAUACCUAGUGUUCUUCUCGGGCAUGUUUUCUGACCAGCUGGAUGGACCAGUAACAGUUAGAAGUUCAAGCCUCUCCAGUUUUACAUUAGGGGUCUCUAUUGGGUAUUUCAUUACAGACAUUGCCAUGAUAUAUUGGCUUUACCCUGCCCUUGGUGGAAUGGAGUAUGUUAUCCACCACAUGCUUUCACUUAUGUCUACAAUGUACGCUAUGCUUUCUGGGGAAGCACAUGUAUACAUAUACAUGGGUCUCAUCACUGAGACUACUACACCAGGAAUCAAUCUAAGAUGGUUCCUUGAUGUUGCUGGAAUGAAGAACUCCAAAGCUUACCUUGUUAACGGAGUUGCAAUGGUUGUUACUUGGCUGGUUGCAAGGAUAAUUCUGUUCAUGUACUUGUUCUAUCACAUGUUUGUACAUUAUGAUCAGAUUAAGAAGAUGAACACCUUCGGCUAUUUUCUGGUACUUAUUGCGCCUUGCAUAAUCUUCGUGAUGAAUGUGCUUUGGUUCUCCAAGAUCCUAAAAGGUCUCAAGAAGACGAUGGCCAAGAGGCAUGCUGAGUAGUGGAAUGAGUAUUCAUGAUUUAACGUACAACUACCACCCGAUCAUCUGUAGAUUUGGUUACAUCUGCUUAUAGCUUCUGAGUAGUAGUCACUACCGUAGCUCAUAUCGGUGAUUUCAGCUCGGCUGCCACGUUUCGGUGUUUGACUACCCAGCCUUUCCUAGAUGCUCGAUUUGUAUAUAUGUUUGGUUACGGCUGCAUUUACCUAUUUGCAUGUUAAUAAAUCUUUUAGUUGUGUAUAUAUGCUUUUAUCUC
This is a messenger RNA of Triticum urartu, 1386 nucleotides long. RefSeq lists its product as uncharacterized. Gene Ontology annotation, cellular component: membrane; endoplasmic reticulum. NCBI's taxonomy places the organism in Eukaryota, Viridiplantae, Streptophyta, Magnoliopsida, Poales, Poaceae. The record is from RefSeq and is a predicted model, not a curated record. Gene Ontology annotation, biological process: lipid homeostasis.